AAAGAUUUAUUGAGAACCAGAAGAUUCCGAGGCGUAAGCCUGGGACGAUGAAAAUAAGAGCCUCCAAUCAUCAGAAAGAAACAAGCCACGCUCGAGUGGACCUGAAGAAUUCAAAAUGGAAAUUGUUUCCUAAAGGUAUCCAAGUAACAAUGGAGGAGGAAGACUUUGAGCAAGAUUCUGAGCUGUGCUUUGACUGUUCGCCAACAUCUGGUUCAGGACCACGCAUUUUUAAAAUGUUGGAGAAAUGGGUUCCAAAAGCAUCUCAUUAUUUUGACAAAGAACAUUAUUUUUAUGCUGGGAAUCAGAUCACCAUUCAGGAGUCCAUAGAAAACUUUGGAGCCAUAGUGUGGCCUGGGGCUCUUGCUCUGUGUCAGUACCUGGAAUCCGAUCAACAGGAAAUCAGUCUCAAAGACAAGAAAGUGAUUGAACUUGGAGCUGGGACAGGCUUGGUGUCCAUUGUGGCAAGUAUAUUAGGGGCUUUUGUCACAGCCACUGACUUGCCUGAGGUCCUGGAAAAUCUGGAAUUCAAUAUCGCAAGAAACACACAGGGCCUGAAAAUCCACAAGCCUGAAGUACGAAAGCUGGCAUGGGGAGAAGACCUCGACCAAGAUUUCCCCAGGUCAACCCACCAAUAUGAUGUCAUUGUGGCCACUGAUGUUGUGUACCACCACACGGCUCUGGAUCUCCUCUUAGCCACAAUAGACUACUUGUGUCAGCCAGGGACGAUCUUGAUAUGGGCAAACAAAUUCAGAUUCAGCACAGAUUAUGAUUUUUUGGACCGACUCAGCAACAUGUUCAAUAUCACACAGCUAGCAGAAUUCCCAGAGUCAAAUGUCAAAGUGUUCAAAGGCACAGUGCGAGAAAACUAAAACCAGAAGGUAUACUGGAACCUUAAUCCAGCGUUAGGCAACUUAAAAUUUUACAGGGCAUAGCUUUUAGAAGAACCUUCCAUGCUUUACUGUAAUCUAGUCCAUUCAAAAAACUUUGAAGCUCUGUUUCCUGACCUGAAGGAAUGAGGAGGUAAUUAGGCAUUUACAACUAUCCACAUAAACACAAAAUGUGACUGUCCCCCAUGUCUUUUUACAAGAUUGGACUAAUUACAAACUAGCAGGCAUGCAGGAUGUGCAACUGCAUCCUUCCAUUAAACACGCUGCUGGGGUUUUUGUGUUGAGCUUCAAGACUUGGACUGAACUAGCCCUAACUAUCCAUUGUUGCUAAAGAAAGAUCGGAGAGACCUAUUUUUACUCUAUAAAAUGGUCCGUCUGAUGGCAUAAAGAAAUUAUUCCAAAUUGGCUGAAGGACAGAGAUGUGAGGAAACCCAAAAUCUGUGUGUGCCAUGUUUUCAAAAUGCAAGGACAAUCUAGCUGCAGAUAAUGGAGAAUUAUUAUUUUUGUAGUUACUACCAAGUACGCACUGCUCUAAGGCAAAAGGGCUAUGAAUUCGAUACACUCCAAAUAAACAAAUCAACUAUGUAUUAUAACGCUUAUUCUGUGCUUAAGUCAAUAUUCUUAUUGUUUAUAUAAUAUACCUGAACUGUUAUUCAUGAGAUCUAUAACAUAAAGAUUCAUAACAUUCAAUACAAAGUAUUCCCCAUUCUAAGUAUACACAGUCCAAAUGUAUAGCUAUGCAAUUCAAAUGCACGGAAUCAAUUCAUCGCUGGGAAUGGCGAUAUUUAAAGGUACAGUUUGUUCUGUGGAUCAUCCCCAUUCAAACUAAGCACGUAGUCUCCAUUCAUUCAUUCAUUCAUUCAUUCAUUCAUUCAUUCAUUCAUUCAUUCAUUCAUUCAUUCAUUCAUUCAUUCAUUCAUUCAUUCAUUCAUUCAUUCAUUCCCACAUAGUACAUAUUGAAACAAGAUAGCUCCACUGUAUAUAAAGCAAAUGCAAACUUGGCAGGUAAUCCUCGGAGUUCCCUUCACAUGCUCGUCAACUGGGCUGCUGGGAAACUGUCCGGUAGAAUUUCUUUCUGAUGGUCACUUGAAUAACUGUAUAGAACAUGUCGCACGUAAGUAGCGUUUUCAAAAAGCCUUCUUCAGUAAUGCCUUUCUAAGAAUAUGCUUUUUUUUGCCAUCAUAUGGAUAAUUUUCUCUCUACUGCAGAGCUGCAUGUUCCCAUAAUGGCUACCAUUAUGUGUGUGUGAGAAACAAAACAAAACCAGAGUAUCCUAAUCAGUGACUGCUCAAGUUUCAAGUCACUAGUGACCAGUUAACAGACUUCUCAUUAACCAGUAAGGCGUAUAGAAUAUGCUGACCCCCAUUGUUUACAACACUGCCUAAAAUAGUAAUUUAUUCCUGAUCUCCAUUAAGUCAAAUGUGCUACUAGGUACAGACUGAAUGCAAUGGUGCUCUCUGCACCUUCACAGAAAUUAGAGGGGGUGGGGAGGUUUCCAUGGGAAUUGCCCACCUUUAUCCUUUGCUGUUCUCCAAGGUCUCCCAAACCCUCAGAAGGAGCAAUUUGAAGGAGACAACGAGAAGAAACCAGCAGAGCUCUACCCCUGAGCCUUUGCUCCGAUUGCUAAAAAUUAACAAUGAACUUCUAAUGCCCCCCUUAUAUACUCUAAAAAAACUAGGACAGGUUCAGCCGUGUUCAUUGUUUUAUUUUAAAACAGUAUUUUUAAUGAAAUAUGAGAGUGAACGUUUUUGAUCUUGAAAUUUGCACGUUUAUUCUGCAGUUUUACAUUUUUCAAACAUUAUUAAACAUAUAUAUAUAUAUGUAUAAGUUUACAAUACCUGAUUAAGUUUUAACUUUCUGACACUUAAUACAUAUGUAUCAGUUUAUCCUGACACUGCUUCACAUGGAUAUGUUUGAGUAUAUCUCCAACGUGAAGAUAUUCAAGAGCACCUUUGCAUCAGCAAAUCAGAAUACACUUGCUGUGAAUUUGAAAGGUUUAACAUUUUAAAAAUUCAAAUUGUAAACUCUUGCAAAUGAUAAGCUUCAUUACCAUUAAAUUCUAAUAAAUAAGCUUUUAGCUACUGUUGAUGUAGCUUUUUAAGGCCUUGAUACAAUUGAAAACUUGUGUUUGAACAUGUUAAAACCCCACUGCUCAUUGUAAAAAGAACAGCUUGUACAGGCUUGUUGUUAAAAAUACAAACAGUUAAGAACAACA
This is a messenger RNA of Sphaerodactylus townsendi, 3102 nucleotides long. RefSeq names its product methyltransferase 21C, AARS1 lysine (gene METTL21C). Gene Ontology annotation, cellular component: cytosol; cytoplasm. Lineage: Eukaryota; Metazoa; Chordata; Lepidosauria; Squamata; Sphaerodactylidae. The record is from RefSeq and is a predicted model, not a curated record. Gene Ontology annotation, biological process: peptidyl-lysine methylation. The transcript is spliced from 5 exons. Gene Ontology annotation, molecular function: protein-lysine N-methyltransferase activity. The coding region runs from base 48 to 869 and encodes 273 amino acids.